Messenger RNA from Cyprinodon variegatus (sheepshead minnow), 973 nucleotides. RefSeq lists its product as uncharacterized. The record is from RefSeq and is a predicted model, not a curated record. Lineage: Eukaryota; Metazoa; Chordata; Actinopteri; Cyprinodontiformes; Cyprinodontidae. Bases 76 to 924 code for a protein of 282 amino acids. The transcript is spliced from 3 exons.
CCUGCUCCUCUACAGCACCUUCUCUGCAACAACCUGGUCUGAAAGAGCAAACUCUGGGGUUCUUUGAGAGCUGCCAUGAAGGUCCUCGUCGCCCUCUUCCUCGUCUUCCUCACAGGUUGUGAUGCUGGACACCUUGAACCGUCUUUACCCCAGUGCCAGUGGGAAUUCAUGUAUGAGGCUUUCUGGAGUUUUGUUAGCGCCGCUACAGGGACCUCAGCAGACUGUCUGCUGAAGAUCAAACAGAGCCCUGCAGGACAGCAUGUGUGCUCCCUCAUCACACAGAGCUACGCCAUCGUCCGCUGCUUCUACUAUAGGGUGCGGGUUCACAUCGAGGUGUGGAUCAGCCAUUUCCAGUCUACGUUCUGCACAGAGAUAGAUCAGCUGAAGCACGACCUGGAGGAAAUUCUGCGCUGCCUGAACGCUGACUUCCACCUGCAGUUCGAGGAGCUGUUCCGUAAAAUAUGCUCCAAGCUGGAGGAGCUGAGGAGGAACGCCGCCAACUACAUUAUAUGCCUGGAUCCCGUAGGCUUGAAGAGAACCGUGCUGGACACGAUCCAGGAGCUGCAUGAGCUUCUGGAUCAAUGCUUCACCCACCUGGAUACUCCCAACCAUCGUCCUUGUCAUAGUCACCGUUGUCACGGUUAUUGGCAUAGACGUUUAAAUUCUUGGCGUAAACGUGGCUUUUACUUGAAAGCUAAACUGAUUAAGAAGGUUGAGGCGAGGCUGGAGCAGUUUAAGGAGGUCAUGAUCAAGUUGGUCUGCAGCUUCGAGACUAAAAUUACUGAAACCAUCCACAUCCUCACUAAUAAGGUUAUUCAUCUUGGCAGACAAUGUUGUGUCCGGCUGAAUAUAUACUCAAGCCACCUGCAGAAUGACCUGCUGUGUCUGUGGGAAAAAUGGUCAGCAUGUUAUAACUAUUGCUGAUGAAGCAAACCACUUCAGCUGUCACAGUAGGCAUCUUGUGUUCAUUUGU